AUGGUCAAACGAAGCAAGUUACUUCAAACUCUCGACGCCCACCGGGGCAGAGACUACAAUGCUGAGAAGCAGAAAAAGAUGGUGAAGGCGGCGAAGAAGCGCAAGUCUACCGAUCAGACUCCCGCCAGCGCCGAAGUUAGCAGCAAGAAGGCCGAAGAGAAGAAGAUUGCAGAGUCUGAGGAUGAAGAGGAAGAAGAGGAGCAGGCUCAAGUUGCAGACGGUUCUGAUGAGUCUGACAAGGAACAAGAGGUCGAGGCCGAGGCUGAGAACAAGGAAAAUGAAGAUGAGGAAGAAGAAGAAGAGGAGGAGAAGGAGGAAGAAGAAGAAGAAGAAGAAGAAGAAAAAGAAGAAGACAUUCUCCUAUCAGAUCUCGAGGAGGAUGAGCGAGAGGAUGUCGUUCCUCAUCAGCGUCUCACUAUCAACAACUCUGCCGCGAUCAAGACUUCCCUCAAACGCAUCUCCUUCAUCAACCAGAACACCCCAUUCUCUGAACACAAUUCGUUAGUGUCGAAAGAACCAAUCGAGGUGACCGAUCCCAAUGACGACCUCAACCGAGAGCUUGCAUUCUACAAGGUGUGCCAGGCUGCUGCCAUCCAAGCGCGUGGUCUUCUGAAGAAGGAGGGCGUCGCAUUCACUCGCCCAGGCGACUACUUCGCCGAGAUGGUCAAGAACGACGAGCACAUGGAUAAGAUCAAGAAGAAGCUGUACGAAGAAGCCGCCGGCAAGAAGGCCGCUGCCGAGGCUCGUCGCCAGCGUGAUCUCAAGAAGUUCGGCAAGCAGGUGCAGGUCGCCAAAUUGCAGCAGCGCGCCAAGGAGAAGCGUGAUACUUUGGAGAAGAUCAACACUCUGAAGAAGAAGCGCAAGGCUGAUUCUUCUGCCCCUACUGAUGAUGCCAAUGAUCUGUUCGACGUCGCAAUUGAGGAGUCUGGUAAGCCCGAGAAGCGCAACCGUGAAGGCGGCCCCAACGCCAAACGCCAGAGACGGGACCAAAAAUUCGGCUUCGGUGGUAAGAAGCGCUUCUCAAAGAGUGGUGAUGCUGUUUCCACCGGUGACAUGCGCGGCUUCUCUCAAAAGAAGAUGAAGGCGGGCGCUUCCAAGCGACCCGGUAAGAGCAAGCGAGCUGCCGCCAAGGGUCGGUCAUAG
Molecule: messenger RNA, 1143 nt
Organism: Penicillium oxalicum
Lineage: Eukaryota; Fungi; Ascomycota; Eurotiomycetes; Eurotiales; Aspergillaceae
Product: EBP2 family rRNA-processing protein
Exons: 2
Coding region: 1-1143 (380 amino acids)
Biological process (GO): rRNA processing; ribosomal large subunit biogenesis
Cellular component (GO): nucleolus; nuclear periphery; preribosome, large subunit precursor
Source: RefSeq, a predicted model, not a curated record